GCAUGCGCGGGGCGGGGCCGGCGGAGGGGAGACGUGUGUUAAGCUCAUGUGACCGCGCCGCCUCCUUCCCCGGCGGAGCCACGUCCGCUGCGGCGCUGCGGGGCGGGGCGGGGCCGCGGCGGGAGCGGGCCCGGAUGGAGGCGGACGGCGCUGCUGCCGCCAUUUAGCUCGACCGCAGCAGCAGGCGCCCGACUGGUGCGCGGUGUCAGGCGGUUGUUGCUGCUGCCGCCGCCGCCGCUGUCAUCAUGAGGCGCCUGUCGCAGCUGCUGCUGCUCGCCCUGCUCGCCUUUCCCGCCGCCCUGCUGCUCGGGGGCGCGCGCGGCGGCCCAGGUUCAGGUUUAUUAGUUGCAGCUCAAGAUGCCACAGAAGAUGAGGAAGCUGUGGAAGAUACAGUAGUUGAAGAUGAAGAUGAUGAAGCUGAAGUUGAAGAAGAUGAGCCAACAGACUUGACAGAAGAAAAAGAGGAAGAAGACUUGUCAGGAGAACCUAAAGCCUCACCUAAUGCUGAUACAACCAUCUUAUUUGUGAAAGGUGAAGACUUCCCAGCAAACAACAUUGUAAAAUUUCUGGUGGGCUUCACCAAUAAGGGUGCAGAGGAUUUCAUUGUUGAGUCUCUCGAUGCUUCUUUCCGGUAUCCUCAAGACUACCAGUUUUAUAUCCAGAACUUCACAGCUCUCCCUCUGAAUACAGUAGUCCCACCACAGAGACAAGCCACGUUUGAGUACUCUUUCAUCCCUGCUGAGCCUAUGGGUGGUCGUCCUUUCGGACUAGUUAUCAAUCUCAACUACAGAGAUGUAAAUGGCAAUAUGUUUCAAGAUGCUGUCUUCAAUCAAACUGUUACAAUAAUUGAAAAAGAAGAUGGGCUAGAUGGAGAAACGAUCUUCAUGUACAUGUUCCUCGCUGGACUUGGUCUACUUGUCAUUGUUGGCCUGCAUCAGUUACUAGAAUCUAGGAAGAGGAAAAGACCAGUACAGAAAGUGGAGAUGGGAACAUCAAAUCAGAAUGAUGUUGAUAUGAGCUGGAUUCCCCAAGAAACUUUAAAUCAAAUAAUGCAGAGUAGAAGAGAUAAAGCUUCACCAAGGAGGUUGCCCUACAAGAGGGCACAGAAGAGAUCAGUGGGCUCUGAUGAGUAAAUGUUAACUAGUACACCAGUUGAACCUUUACUAAUCCUGCCUGUUUGGGUGUUUUGGAUUGGAGUAGUGCAGAGAAUCCAUAUCACCAUAAGGAAAAUACUGCUAAACAUUUGGACUGAACAGAUUAACUGAAUGGUGUUAAUAUUACUGAAAAUGCACUUCUCUGUUUUCUGGGGUUUGGUUUUUUGGGGGUUUGGUUUGUUGUUUUUUUUUUUUGAUUGUUGGGGGGGGGGCGGAAGGGGGAGGUAACCAUUAAGAUUUGUGCCUGCCUGUGUAAGCAGUUGGUCUUGAUAGAACCACGUUACCUGAAAUGUGCCUUUAGAGUUCUUUGUAAUGCUGGCUUGUCAUCUGUACGCUGUCUUUGAAGGAUUUUUCUCCUCCCCCAAAUCUGAAUGUCUAGUGACUUAAUCAGUCUUGAUUGUAUCAUGUCUGUAUCAAAAUCUGUAUGCAUUUUUUUCAGUAACUUAUUCUCUACAGUGUGCACACUGAAGUUUGUGUGUGUGCUCCUACUUCAGUGUUGAGGCACUGAUCAUCUAGAUUUCUGCAUAGUUUGCAUUCUAAAGGCACAAUUGGGUAUAACUGCUUGUAGUGGUAGAUAAUUUUGCUGCUGGCUUGAUCUGGGCAUGCAGUGACCUAAAAAUCUGAACUUAACCUGCAUAGAUGUUAGGAAUACUCUUACACAGCAGCAGAACUUGUGAAGCAUGGAAUUUGUGUGCUGAAUUGGUAUUACUACAUAAAUUUUUUUUAUAUCCAACUUGUUAAAUGGUUAGUUAUUGAGUUGUGCCAGCAUCUUAGGUAUUCCCGUUCUAGUGGUAGCUCUGCAAUGUUUACUCAAGAAAUUACUGAAGAAGCCACAACAACUUUUCAGUAAGUUCUUGGUUCUCUCACAAAAAUUAGAAUGUCAUAGGUAUCAAAAUGUGGACUUUUCCUAGAGCUUUACAUGGGGCAAGGACUUUACAUUUUCUGUACACACUUGAAACCAAAUUUGAAAAACUGUUGGCUUCAAAUAAUCUUUUUAAAUGCAAACUAUUUAAUUUACCCUUUGCAGUUUUUGAAUCUCAGACUUUUUUCCACUGGUCAGUACAUUGGUCAGAGGUUUUUUGGGUUUUUUUUUUUUUUUAUCACCUUAUCUUUCCUGCUAUUAACACAGAUGCAUACCCAUUAUUAACUACCUGUUAGUUCAGUACUAAAGCAGAAAAGCUGUAUGCAGUCAAAAUGGGAUUUUCUUUUGUGGCAGGCACAGCUUCUGUGAUUACCAGGUGCUGAUCCACAUCCAUUGCAUUCAGGAACUUACUUAGCUGACAGUAAAAAGUAGAGGAUGCAGAGCUGUCAGUUUGCUGCCAUUCAGGCACUUGGACAAGGCUUGAAUUGUUGUAUUCUCAGCUGCAUCUCUUUUUGGCUGUGAAGGUUGUCUGGAAGGUUGUUGAGUUCAGGAAGAGGCAUUGAUCUGUGAGACUUCUUUUAUCUUUUUCUUCUCCCCUUCCUGAUCUCCACAUGUGAAAGCGCUCUUUCAGAUCUAUACUUGCUCUGCAGGGACUGAGCUUCUGAGCCAGUGAAUGCUGAGCAAUACUUCCAAAUCAUGUCAUAACAUGUUUGAUGCAUCUAAGCUCUGAAACUACCUGUACUGGCACUAUCUUACUAUAUACUUUCCCAGAAUGAACUGUGAAGAUGUUCUUGACUCAUCUUGCUAUGGAACAGAUUAAGAAUAGGAAAAGCAACCCCAAAGAUGCUUCAGCUUCCUGAUAAUAUAACAGGCAGAGUACUUUUAAUAGUUAAGAUUGUUGAAUUGCCAUACAGAUUCCUUAGCAAACAGUUGCAUGCUACCUUCGUAAGAGGUAUCUCCACUCGAAUUGUGUGGAACAACUUUGUCUGCCAUUAGUGAUGUAAUCUGACUGGUCCUGUGGUAGGUUUAUGGGUUUAUAUUCCAGUUUGCAUUGAUUCCACAAAGUGUUUUGUACUAAAUGUAUACUUUGUAUACUAAAGCCCUAUAGCUAUUGCAGCACCUGAUGUACUGAACUAAGUUCCCUCUCUUGGAUUAUGUCUCUAACCUGAAAUCAAGAUUUAUUUUUUUUUUAAUCUUCUUGUAAUAGGGAAUCUUAAACUGUAUACUGUAAUUCUUGCCAAGGGAGGAAAAGUACUGUUUAGAGAGGGUGAUGAUAAGAGCUACUCUAGAUACAGCGGUACUCCAGGAAAAAAAAGACAAAGGAUCAGAACAGAGGGUACUAAUUUGUAAUAUCUUAGUUUCAUUUCUUCAGAUGACUAGUUUAGCCCUUACUGAUUUGAGUUUUGGAGCAAGUUAGGUCUUCAGAUAUCUUACACUGGCCAGGACUUAAGAGAAGCUGAAGAAGUGAAGCACUGUACAAGCAAGAAAUAAGUAUUUGGAGGUUUUGGCUUUCUUCUCUGUACUUAGUGGUUAACAUCCAAAUGCUUAAAUUCCAAGCGUGAAAGAAGAGAGGAGACAGCUUAGCAACUUGCAUAGGAGCUAGCAAUAGGAAAGUCCAGUUGUACUGUCUCUGAUCAUACUACUUGGCAUUCACUGUGGAGGGUUCAUAGUAACUUUCUCAGCCAGUGCAGUUCAUGGGAACAGUGGCCAGCAGUCCACUGGUGCUCAUGAUAAAUGAAGUAACAGUUUUGAGUUCCUCGUUGCUUGUUAGUUUGCUGUAGCUGAAGUUUAGCAAUAACAUUGUAAUGUACAGUGGUAUUUGAACUUUGGCAUCUCUUACAUUAUUUCUAGUAAAUAAGCCAUUCUGCUACACUCAGAUUUCUUCACAUGGGAGAACGUAGUUGUUGCUUUAUCCUGUUGGUUAACAACUUUUAUUUUGGUACUAGGAUUUUCUACUCAAUUUUUAAACGCAUACUGAUAGCUUAGUGUCAGAGGUAUGUUACUAGAUAUCAUCAUCAGCUGAGUAUGGUACAGUUUCAUUGACUUUAAAAAGGAAAAGCAGUAGUUCCGCCUGUCUCUAUGCCAUCCCUUUCCAUGUGGCAGCACAUGCAUUUGUAUAAUCCAGUGUUCUUACCAGCCUAGUUUUCAGCAAGCUUACUACACUACCACACAACUGCUCUUGUUAGGUUAUGAGAAGAGGAACAAUGACUAUGAAAGAAGAUGUGGGCUAAGGUUUCUUCCUUAUUAGUAAGAGAUGCUGAAAUAAGUUAUAGACCACAAAUAAACUGUGGCCUUAGUGUGAAGGACCACUGUUCAUUCCUUUCUCACAGCUCCUUAGCCAAUUCAAAAAAUUGUAGAGACUUAAUGAGACUAUUUUUGGGGUAAGAAGCUGCAUUAGAAUUCAUGUCUACCAUGGUAGCAAAGCAUUGAUUUAGCUACACUUGAACCACAUUUGAUACUUGUAGCCCUCUAUAUAUGCUGUCUAAUUUGUGACAGCAGUUCAUUUUUUCCCUGUAUCAUUUAAUCUGAGAAAGAAGAGUGGCUGCUGGCAGACUAAAGGAUGAAGUAUCAUCUUUUUUCUUCAUGUAGAAAAUAAUUAAAUUGUAGGCCAUGGAGACGAAUGGAACAGACUUGAUGGCAGUGCUUCUGCUUGUUUCAGACAGUUAUGCUGAACACCUUCCUUACCUUGGAAUGGAUGUAAUUAAAAGCCUCUUUCACUCUUUAUUCUUGGAAUGCGUGGUGCUAAACCAAGUGUUGCAGUUGGAAGCUCUGAAUUCAGGGAAGCAGCAGGAAAGUCAAGUAUUAGCAUAGGCCGGUUGUCCCGUUUUUCAGUGUGCCUGAUGUACUGAGCAGCAGUUAAGAGUCUGUUCUCUUUCCUUCUUCAAAGGAAGGACAGUACCUACCUCAUAUGAGUGACACAAGGGCUGUUUCAGGAGUGUUUUGAUGUUACUUGAGACUUGCACAAUACACUUCCAUGGAGAGAGUAGGACACAGUACUAGUGUAGCUUGAUGGUAACUACAUAGAUUCAUGUUGCAACAGUUUAAUCCCCUCACUGAAUAGAAUUCAGCAGCUUUACGCCAGGACUUUUCUUAAGCGAGCAGAGGAAUUGCAGUUGACUUCCAGAGGAGAGCAAGGCCAGAAAGAUCUCAGUUUAUAGAGUUUAUAGGCGGGCUAUAUUCUUUUGACAUUUUUGCAUUUAUCGUUAAAUUUUCCCAGGGAUUUUUUUUUUAAUCAAGUGAUAUUUGUAUCAUUUAUGAUUGUUUGUGUCGAUACAAUCAACAGUCAGUUUAAAAGAAUGACUCUUUUGGAUGAUUAAGUUCAGAUGAUGUACUGCAACUGAAGUGUUAACGUUUACUUUCUUACCUGCUGACUUGCAUUUAUAAGUGAGAUCAGAUCUCUUGGGGGGGUGGGGAAUGACUGCAGGUUUUUUGUAAAGUAAACUUGAUUUUUUUUUUUCUUAGCA
Molecule: messenger RNA, 5480 nt
Organism: Strigops habroptila (Kakapo)
Lineage: Eukaryota; Metazoa; Chordata; Aves; Psittaciformes; Psittacidae
Gene: SSR1
Product: signal sequence receptor subunit 1
Exons: 9
Coding region: 246-1133 (295 amino acids)
Cellular component (GO): endoplasmic reticulum; endoplasmic reticulum membrane
Source: RefSeq, a predicted model, not a curated record